UGUGCGGGCACGGACACAGAGAGACUGAGAGAGAGGAGCAUCGGGCGCCGAGGGGUUCUUCUUUGCGAGUUGUAGGGUUUCUUCUAGGGUUUCAAGGAGCGAUAUGGCGAAUCAGGGGGCGAAGAAGAGGAAGGAGGAGAACAAGAAGCACAUGACCAUGCUCCUACGCCUCAUCGUCGCCUCUAACGUCAUAUAUGUGCUAGUGAGGAUGAUAAUAUUUCAUUCAACUUUCACAUGGAAGCAUUGGAUUGGUCUUCUUGUGACAUCUGUUGCGUACAUUGUCCCGUAUCUACAACUUGCUAAUAUGGCAAAGCCAACAUUCUCAGAUGACGGAGAGCUCCUGGAUGGUGGAUAUGACAUGACAACCGGCGGAGUGUGCGGAUAUCUGCAUGAUGUGAUCUACAUAACAUGCUUUGUGCAGCUGAUGUCCAUCAUUUCUGGAAAGUUCUGGUGGACGUACUUAGUGAUACCGGCAUUUGGUGCGUACAAGGUUUCCGGUCUUUUAAAAGGAACAUUUCUUGGCGGCUCAGAGGGGGCCGUAGAGGAUGAGAAGAGCCGCAAAAAAAGGGAGAAGAUGGAGAAGAAGGCCUCAAGAGGCAAAUUUAUCAAAACCAGGAAUCGCUAAUGCUCUAUAUCUUACACCCCGGAGGUUAGGUUGGCGUGUUGUUUGACAAAUAUUGUAAUUCAUGUGCUCAUUUAUUAUUCUCAAAUCCAGCUAGAGCUAAGCAGGGUAUAGCAUCUUUUGGGAGGUGCUUUCGCUGGCCGAUCCUUUGAUUGACCUAAUCGCUUCAUCAUGUGUGUGAUUGGAUAGUUAGGUCAAUGCACAGAAAAUCUAUUUAUACAACUAGUAACAAUUUUUUUAUAUUCUCGCGACAGAGCAGAUACUAAUGCAUUAUAUGUACCAAUAUGUUGGUUUAUUUUUUGGUGUAAUGUUAAUUUUACAUCCUUUACUGAA
Molecule: messenger RNA, 955 nt
Organism: Ananas comosus (pineapple)
Lineage: Eukaryota; Viridiplantae; Streptophyta; Magnoliopsida; Poales; Bromeliaceae
Product: transmembrane protein 208 homolog
Exons: 5
Coding region: 104-625 (173 amino acids)
Biological process (GO): vacuolar protein processing
Cellular component (GO): intracellular membrane-bounded organelle
Source: RefSeq, a predicted model, not a curated record